AUGGAAGCGAAAAUUUACGUCGAUGAAAAAGCAACACCACGAUAUUUCAAGGCACGUCCGGUCCCGUAUGCACUCAAGAAAAGGGUCGAGGACGAACUUGAAAGAUUGGAAAAAGAGGGGAUAAUCUCCCCAGUGGAAUUUUCCGAGUGGGCUGCACCAAUUGUACCAGUGAUGAAAACUAAUGGAGAUGUCAGAAUUUGUGGUGACUGUAAAUGUACUGUAAACCAAGUGUCAAAACUGGACAAUUAUCUGAUUCCUAAGACGGAGGAUUUGUUAGCUACCCUGGGUGGUGGAAAGAAAUUUACGAAGCUAGAUAUGUCGCAAGCAUAUCAACAAUUGAAAUUAGAUGAAGAUUCCAAGAAAUAUACUACAAUCAACACGCAUAAGGGGUUGUUCCAGUAUAACCGGUUACCGUUUGGAGUUUCAUCGUCUCCUGGCAUCUUCCAACGAGCAAUAGAGAAUUUAUUGCAAGGCAUCCCACAUGUCGUCGUGAGAAUGGACGAUAUAUUGGUCAGCGGUGAAGAUGAUACAGCUCAUUUGGACAAUCUGAGUUCGGUUUUGUCAAGGCUUUUGGAAGCUGGUCUGCGCCUGAGGCAAGAGAAAUGUUGUUUUAUGCAACCAGAGGUGAUCUAUUGUGGUUAUGGCAUCAAUGGAGAGGGUGUAUAUCCUGUAGCAGCAAAGGUCGACGCCAUAAAAAACGCACCUGCACCCAGGGAUGUGACCCAACUUCGUGCAUUCCUUGGAAUGAUGAAUUAUUAUCAUUGA
Molecule: messenger RNA, 765 nt
Organism: Paramuricea clavata
Lineage: Eukaryota; Metazoa; Cnidaria; Anthozoa; Malacalcyonacea; Plexauridae
Source: the annotation of a GenBank genome assembly